This is a messenger RNA of Fomitiporia mediterranea MF3/22, 1921 nucleotides long. Its product is annotated as general amino acid permease 1. The transcript has 11 exons. Gene Ontology annotation, molecular function: amino acid transmembrane transporter activity. The record is from RefSeq and is a predicted model, not a curated record. Bases 44 to 1708 code for a protein of 554 amino acids. Gene Ontology annotation, biological process: amino acid transmembrane transport. Gene Ontology annotation, cellular component: membrane. NCBI's taxonomy places the organism in Eukaryota, Fungi, Basidiomycota, Agaricomycetes, Hymenochaetales, Hymenochaetaceae.
ACGGACAAUUUUUUGCUUAGCGUUAGUACCGUCGCUGCCUAGCAUGUACGACGAAAAGGAGAAGGAUACAAGCAUUGACAAGAUCUCUCUUGAGAAAGGUCUUAACGCUAAUGUUGUAACAUCGUCUGCUGCUGCUCAAGAUGUGCGAUAUACCUUUGACACUGCUGACCUUGAUCGAGUCCAACGACGACUAAAACAGCGACAUGUACAAAUGAUCGCCAUCGCUGGCACACUAGGCACUGGUCUCUUCCUUGGUUCGGGGAAAGCGCUACAUGGGGCUGGUCCUCUUGGUGCUCUCAUCGCAUACAGCAUCGUCGGAACAGUUGCUUACUCAUCUUUGUGUGCCGUCGGUGAAAUGACUGCGCACGCGCCAAUUUCCGGAACUUUCCCUCAUUUCGCCGCUCGAUGGGUAGAUCCAGCACUUGGUUUUGCCGUCGGGUGGAAUUAUUUCUACUCCCAAGCGAUUGCUGUUCCUGUUGAAAUAACGGCUGCUCAAAUUAUUAUCACUUUCUGGGACCCGAAUCCUUCGCAUUCGCCAAUCUAUACUGCACUUGUUUGUGUAUGCGUGUGCAUGAUCAAUAUCUUCGGCGUACGAUGGUUCGGAGAAUCAGAAUUCUUUUUCUCAAUAAUCAAAAUUUUGUUGAUUGUGGGACUAAUCAUCACUGGGGUCGUCGUCGACCUCGGCGGUGGACCGGAUCAUGACCGUCUUGGAUUUCGGUACUGGAAGAACCCUGGCGCUCUCGCGCAGUCCGACUUGGUUUCAGCCGAUAAAGUCGGACUAGGCCGUUUCCUCGGGCUUAUUUCCGUGCUUAUCCAGGCGGCAUUAUCGUUCCAAGGAAUGGAACUCGUUGCAAUUGCAGCAUCUGAGACUGAGAGUCCGAGGCGCAAUAUAUCGAAAGCCGUGCGAAGGGUCUUCUAUCGAAUCCUGUUAUUCUAUUUAUUGGGUGUUUUUGUCACCGGCCUCCUCGUUCCAUACACCGACGGCCAGUUACUCUCAGACGUCGGUAACGCAGCAGCGUCACCCUUCGUCAUUGCAUUUACACGUGCAGGAAUCAAAGUCCUUCCAUCAAUCAUCAAUGCCGGUGUCCUCACAAGUGCCUUCUCCGCCGGGAACUCCUUCCUCUUUUGUUCUUCUCGAAUUCUUUAUGGUCUUUCCGUUCGCGGCCAGGCACCGAGGAUCUUCUCGUUUUGCACGAAGAACGGUCUGCCCCUUGCAGCUAUAUUUGGUGCAAGCUGUUUUACGCUGUUGUCGUUCAUGAAUGUGCAGGCUUCCUCUGAGCAGGUCUUUAAUUGGUUUGCUAAUCUGACUACUGUCGCUGGGUUCUUCACUUGGCUAUCCAUCAAUUUGACAUUUGUUUUCUUCUACCGUGGCAAAAAGGUACAAGGCUUCGACCGUACAAAAAGCGCCUAUUAUAGCGUCCUUCAACCAUACUUAUCCUACUACGGCGCCAUAUGGUCAACCAUCUUCAUCCUUAUCAACGGAUUCGACGUGUUUUUCAGGUUUAACGUGUCAGACUUCCUCGUUGCAUACAUCAACAUCCCGAUAUUCUUUCUUCUGUAUUUCGGGUACAAGAUCGUGAAGCGUACGAGGUUUUGGAAACCCCAUGAGAUGGAUUUCGUUACUGGAAUUCCGACGAUGGAGGAGACUGAGGUACCAGAGACGCCACCCAGGACUAUUCCUCAGAAGAUUGCGGCGGUAUUGUUCUGAGGUCACUCCUUGAGUCCUUCUUUCUUCCCGCAUUAGGUCUUCCUUUUUAUUAGCUGAUUGGAUUUUACUUCCCUACAUAUACAUGCGCUUUACACGAUAUUUCAUGAGUCUCAUGGACAGCAUUUGCGAUUUUGUAAGUAACUAUUGUAAAGAAUUAUACACCAUGCCAAUAGCUGGAUCCAUGCGUGUAAUAUAUUGAAAAUAAAAAAUGCC